Molecule: messenger RNA, 2191 nt
Organism: Soboliphyme baturini
Lineage: Eukaryota; Metazoa; Nematoda; Enoplea; Dioctophymatida; Soboliphymatidae
Source: the annotation of a GenBank genome assembly
GCAGUUGAAGGUUUAUUUUUUUUCGCAUAGCCAUUUUUAGUCAAUGCCAAUCCGUGUCAUGGUGGUUUUCGUUUAGGUACAACGCAGCCGAGAUCUUUCUCUGGCAGACGAUUCGUUGUUGUUCAGCGAGUCCUGCGCGACAUUGCUACCGACUAACGUGUCUGACUUGGAUGUUGAGUACGAAAACGACGAGAUCAGAUCAGCGAUGACCACGGUGGCAAUCGACAUUUCAGGCGAAGCGUUUCGACGCAUGAUGGCGGCUCGCAGGCGGGGACAUUCGUUGCUUACUCCUAGCAGUGCAUCGUCUCCGUCGCAGGUGGUCGUCGAUCAGCUGCCGGAACCUCGAACGCUUCCUCACCGCUUCGCCGAAAGAGUGAAUCGUCGGAGGACCGUCGCUGAUGUGGUCUCGUUUCAGGGAGAGACAAGCUUGGCUGAGGACACUGGGUGGUGGCACCAUGGUAUGCCGAACGGCAAACUUGCGACGGCCAACAAUGACAUGUUGGACUGUCCGGCAGCAAACGAGUACCUAUACGACUUUGCGCCAUUUUACAGGAGGCGAACAAAGAAAAGUUUGUUGAACAACGUCGGACAGUUCUUCUCGUUAAGGCAUCCGCACAAUAAACACAAACAAAAGUCGUCACCGCCGUCGAAAUACGGGACAAAUGACGCCUUUGUAAGUGAGCCACGCGACGCAGCGCGCAAGCGGGUUACUUCACACAGCGUACCCUCAACGCCAUCCGACAUUCCAGUACUGGUAACCGACAGCGAUGAUGUGCAGGUGUCUGCUAGUUCCAGUAACGGCGGUGGCGGCGGAGGAGGAGGUGUCGGUUCGACGCUGAGGAAGUUGUUGAGACGGUCGAUCAGUUUCAGGUCUUCUUCUCGACGACUGUCCAACAACCACUGUACUAGCACAUCGAAGCCCGUCGCGUCUAAUGACGCGGUCAUGUUUUGCACGAACCGGAACCGACUCAGUAACGUUGCAGGUUCGUUUUACACGGACGAUGAGUAUACCCUUAAUCGGACUGACAAGUUCGAAGAGGACGGUGGCGGAACGAAACUGUUUUCAAAGGCUAGCUCCAAGACACGCUCCAAACUUCCCAUAUCCACCUCGUCUCAGGUUUUUCACGUAGCCACCCUUUUGAGGCAGCAGCCCAUCAAACGGAGCCUGAAGAACUUUAAUCCGAUUCACCGUCACAGCAAAGCGUCUAGCAGCUCCAGGGAUUCGGCGUACUCAAGUUGCGGCAAAACGAAAAUGAGGCGUCCUUCAAUCAAUUCCGUCACAUCUAACACGUCAUUAGACUUCAGUGACCGAGGACAGAACGGCUCUUAUCGCCAAGGCUACCAGCUUGAGUAUCCUGAAGAUUGCUUCCCGUACGGCACCGUACCGGUGCACAUCUCGUCACCCCGUCUUUUGAUGUCAGUUGUACCCAGUCCUCUGUUCGCCAGCUGUCAAAGUGACCAUGAUACGACGAGAUCGAAUUUAUCAUCGUUAGUAGCGAGUUGUAACACUGACCGUAAUUCUGCUGACAAUCCUGAACGAUUCUUCACCUCAGUCCACUGUUCAGGUGAUGUCAGUAAUUCGCCCACACAUACCAAAACCGGUAGCGUGACGCCGCACCAACAGGGUCAUGACUUCCGAGGACGUUCGUUUAGCACGCAUAGCUCUUCCAGCACGGUAGCUGCUGAACCGUCGAAUGAGCAAAUGUAUGAAAAGGAUCGUUCAUCGCAUGUCCCGAAUGGCAAUCGUACAAGUACAGAUUCUGACUGUUUGGACAAGUUUGCACGACUACGCAUCGCCGACCGCCGUUCGGUCAGCGACCACCGUAAUCUUGUUGGACAUAGAUCCCACGAUGGUUUGGUGACCAACGUCGGCCGUCUAGAUGAAACAUCGUCGCCGAACGACGAUGCACACGGUGAGAGAAUGUCACUGCAAACUUCGAAAAUUUACGAAGCUCUUGACGCGUCGCUGCUGUCACAGUUUUUUACCGAAAUAAGUGAGGUCAGAAACCCGUCGUCCAGGUCGCUUCCAUCUCGCGUAAUGGCCGGCUGCGAUUCUUCCAUCGGCUCAACUAGCCUUUCGAGAAAGGCGACUGACUGCCUUCGUUAUGAUCCGGUGUCCAUGCGACAAACAUGCAAUGAUCAUACAUCGCGAUUUGUUACAAGCAACGCAGUUUGGUUCUGUAACUCUUAA